Molecule: messenger RNA, 282 nt
Organism: Trichoderma virens Gv29-8
Lineage: Eukaryota; Fungi; Ascomycota; Sordariomycetes; Hypocreales; Hypocreaceae
Exons: 1
Coding region: 36-224 (62 amino acids)
Source: RefSeq, a predicted model, not a curated record
AUCGCUUUGGCUGUGGACCAUGAGCUACUAGCGGGAUGGCACAUGAUGAGCUCGUCUUAAUUGUGGCAACAGAGCUGGGGCAAGGCAAUGGAAUGCGUCACCACGGCCCCGUGCAUUCCUCUUCCGUAUGGGGAAAACUCGGCGAGGAACGAAGAGCUAUGGUUGCUGUGGUAUCUUUCCGGAGAGUUGCUUGGUUUGGUUUGCAGCAUCACCGUUUAGUAUAGAUGGGCUGUUUAGUUAAUGAAUCUGAUUGCGCUCCGUGCUUGAGAAAUGGGAUGCUCG